AUGACCAUACACUCCAAUGUCGACUUCAAUGGGGAGAUGGUCGAGGAUAGACAGGGUCCCCGGGGAAGGGCUUGCCCUAAUUACGUACCCGAAUGGGAAAUCAUUCAAGUUGAGGGAGAGUGGUACCAUUUAGACGGGAUGAAACUCGACCCAGAAAUUGAAUUUAUGCCUAAUUCCGAAUUCGAGGAGGAAGAACGGCUGGUCCCAUAUUCCCUACUGACUUGGCGGGAUAAGCCGUGGAUUUCUACUCAUCUGUCCGGACUGAACGAUCAGCGCGAGUAUCUGACCAUUCGUUUCAUUCGAGGUCAUUCUCUGACCACUUUAAAGCGACAUAAGCUCUAUUUGAGUUACUACAGAAGCACGGCGGGGAUUUCGAAGUCAAUGAUGCCGCGAUUAAGCCCAUUAACAGCAGCGAGAACUGAGGGAGCCACGCGUAUUAAGCGAAGCCGCUCUCUAUGCGGAAGAGUUUGCACAGUGAUUUCUGGGACCUUCAUAUUGAUUGCAGAGGCCGUAGCGAGGCUGCAAACCGUUUCGAAUCGGAAUGGGGUUCUGUUUAGACUUGGUCCCGACAAGAGGUGGCUAGUGUUUAGUGCCUGGAAAUCUGGCAGGCUGUACGGUGCGACUGAUGGCGCCUAUCUGGAAGAAGUAGCCUUCACAAUGUCCUUUUACCCGCCGAAUGCCAUCCUCCAGGAUGGUUCAAACGAACUUUCGACCGCUGCAAGCUAUUUUCGUUUUGGCUCCCCCUGUUUUGAUGCGGUUGACAUUCACAAUGAGUCUCAACCGGCGCUGGAAUAUGGGGGACACUUAGCACCGCUCCGACUGAUUACAGUAGCUCUUAAGGAUGCUGCACAUUCCUGGGAAGGCAUUGCAGACCACCUUACUCUCCAUAUAAACCAGCGCGGGGCCAUUUUUGAUCCAGACCUGCACGAUCGACUGUUAUUUGACGACAAUAUUUUCUCACGGUCGCGGCUAUACUUCUGGGCCAUUGACAGCUUAGAACUAUUCAUUCCCAAUGGGAGAAUUUGGCACUCAAGACAUAUUUUGCUCCGGAUUACGAGGAAUGACGAUCGGCCUGGCGUAUCACACACGAUCGAUGGACUUCACUUUAAACUCUGUGUACAAAGGGUGGAGAAGCAAGCCUCAUGUUUAGUGGCGUUGAAGACUAGGUUAGAGCUAUUGCGAGAUCAAAUCAAGACCCUUCGAGAUGGUCUCUUCAAUGCCAAUGCGGUCAUUGAAUCCCGGAGCGCGACGGAACUGGGUCAGAAUGUGAAGCUGUCGACUUUCUGCGCGGCGGCCUGGGCCGUAGAUUAUAGUUCUGACACUGUAGUCUUUAUAGUGGUUACUGUCCUCCUGUCAACAGUAACUUAUCUGACAGUCUUGAAUGCCAACAAUCUUGCUCGACUCAGCAAGGGGCUCUACCGGCAGAGCUGCAAAGAUAUUCUGAGGUCUAUGAUGAAAGACGACGAAUGGGCCACGAUGGCAGGAAAAUUUGGUCGGUUUCAGCCGGAGCGAGAGGAUAAUACUCCCUUGCAGUGGUACAUUCUCAAAUUUCUAGUAUCGCAGAUGUGGAAACGGAUCACAGGGGCUCGGAUCAACUACGAAGCAGAUGUGCCUGAGUGGAACAAAGUGGUGUCGAACGGAAUUACAGCUAUUCCCAACUAG
This is a messenger RNA of Talaromyces stipitatus ATCC 10500, 1662 nucleotides long. RefSeq lists its product as uncharacterized. Lineage: Eukaryota; Fungi; Ascomycota; Eurotiomycetes; Eurotiales; Trichocomaceae. The record is from RefSeq and is a predicted model, not a curated record. The coding region runs from base 1 to 1662 and encodes 553 amino acids. The transcript is spliced from 6 exons.